GUGACAGGAAGUGGGAAAACAUUAGCUUUCGUUAUUCCUGUUAUAGAACUGCUMCUGAAAAGAGAAGAAAAACUGAAAAAGAAGCAGGUUGGCGCUCUGGUGCUUACUCCUACAAGAGAACUGGCUUUCCAGAUCAGUGAAGUGGUGGAGAAAUUUCUUCGGAAUUUUCCACAGUUUACGCAGAUUUUAUUGAUUGGUGGCAGUAACCCAGUGGAGGAUGUAGAGAAGUUCAAGGAUCAGGGGGGGAACAUUGUGAUUGCCACACCCGGUCGUCUGGAGGACAUGUUCAGAAGGAAAUCUGACGGUCUAGACUUGGCUAGUGCUGUCCGGAGUCUGGAUGUUCUGGUUCUUGAUGAGGCCGAUAAACUGCUUGACAUGGGCUUUGAGGCCAGUUUGAACAGCAUCCUGAGCUACCUGCCCAAACAGAGACGUACGGGUUUGUUUUCAGCCACUCAGACCCAGGAGCUGGAGAAGCUGGUGAGAGCCGGACUCAGGAACCCUGUGAGAAUUAUCGUCAAGGAGAAGGGCCAGGCUGCUGCCUCCACCCAAAAAACCCCUUCCAGGCUCUCUAACUACUAUACUAUCUGUAGGUCAGAGGACAAGUUCAACAACCUGGUGGCAUUUCUAAGGCAGCACAAACAUGAGAAACAUUUGGUUUUCUUCAGUACGUGUGCCUCUGUGGAAUACUUUGGUCGAGCUCUGGAGAUGUUAGUCAAGAGGGUCACCAUCCAUUGCAUUCACGGCAAAAUWAAAAAUAAGCGCAGCCGUAUCUUUGCUGACUUUCGGACCCUAAAGAGUGGGAUUCUGGUUUGUACGGACAUCAUGGCCCGGGGCAUCGACAUCCCUGACGUAAACUGGGUGCUGCAGUAUGAUCCUCCCAGUAGUGCCAGUGCCUUUGUGCAUCGAUGUGGACGAACAGCACGAAUUGGUAACUAUGGCAACGCCCUUGUCUUUCUGCUUCCAAUGGAGGAAUCGUAUAUCAAUUUUUUGUCCAUCAACCAGAAAUGUCCACUCCAGAAAAUGUCACCUAUAAAAGAUGUAGUGGAUGUCCUGUCCAAAGUGAAGGCCAUGGCUCUGGCUGACAGGGCCAUGUUUGAGAAAGGCAUGAAGGCCUUUGUCUCAUAUGUUCAGGCCUACGCCAAACACGAGUGCAGCCUCAUCUUCAGAGUCAAAGAUCUUGACUUUGCCUCUCUGGCCCGUGGUUUUGCAAUGAUACGCCUGCCAAAGAUGCCGGAGCUGCGGGGUAAAUCGCUUCCUGACUUCACAGAAACAGAGGUGGACACAGACAGCAUCCGCUACAAGGACAAGAACAGGGAAAAGCAGAGAAAGAAGAUGCUGAUUGAGCUGAAAGAAAAAGGCUCGGCAAACCUUCCUAAAAAGAGAUUCAUAAAGAAUAAGGCCUGGUCCAAACAGAAGAGCAAGAAGGAGCGCCGGAAAAAACUGGCAGCCAAGAGGAAACACAAUGAGGGUUCUGACGUUGAUGGAGACAUGAAGGAGCUUUUAGACGACACUCGCCUCCUCAAGAAACUAAAGAAAGGCAAGAUCAGUGAAGAAGACUUUGAGCAACAGCUAACAAGUCUCCCAAAGUUAACACACAAACCAGAAGGACCAUAAGAGAAACACUUGGGUUUUUGCUGGAGAGUUUUUAUUGCAGAAAGGCACUGUUAUAAAUAAAGCUUGAUGAGUUCAUCACUGACA
Austrofundulus limnaeus is the source of this 1698-nucleotide messenger RNA. RefSeq names its product DEAD (Asp-Glu-Ala-Asp) box polypeptide 55 (gene ddx55). The record is from RefSeq and is a predicted model, not a curated record. NCBI's taxonomy places the organism in Eukaryota, Metazoa, Chordata, Actinopteri, Cyprinodontiformes, Rivulidae. Gene Ontology annotation, molecular function: ATP binding; nucleic acid binding; RNA helicase activity.